Messenger RNA from Alnus glutinosa, 1862 nucleotides. RefSeq names its product protein spotted leaf 11. The transcript has 2 exons. NCBI's taxonomy places the organism in Eukaryota, Viridiplantae, Streptophyta, Magnoliopsida, Fagales, Betulaceae. The record is from RefSeq and is a predicted model, not a curated record. Gene Ontology annotation, molecular function: protein binding. The coding region runs from base 264 to 1658 and encodes 464 amino acids.
ACAGCCUUAGCCCAAUCCUUAAUCAGCUCUUAGUGAGUUCGGCAUUUGCAAUUGCAGGGAUUGCUUGAGAUCCCAAUCCUUCUUGCAGACCAAGCCCAACGGCAACUAUAGGUGUACAACGAGGAGGGAUACUUCUCCUGUGGAUUGCUCUUCGAUGACUGGCUUCAGUUCAAACUGUUUACCUCUGUCAAUCUGUAUAUUUUAGCAACCAAUCCAGAAGGGGUUUGGAUUGGAUUUCUUGGAUCAGGAUUGAAUUUUCUGUAAUGGGCCAUUCAGGGACAGAGAAUAUCCAAGAAAAAUUGAACCCAGAUUGGGAAAAAGCGUUCAAUCAGUACGAACAUCUCAUAUCCUCUGGGAAUGAGGCUAUGCGAAUAAAGGGCACAAUUAAGCUAGCCCAUCUCGCUAAACAUGGCCCUGAAAAUAUAUUAGCCUGUACCAUACCGAUCCUAGCCGAACUUCUUAGCAAUGGACCUUCUAGUAAUUCGAGUCAGCCUAUACAAGAAGCUGCUGUAUAUUGCUUAAAAUGUAUUGCUCGUCGAGGUGAUGGUGGGUUGGCAACAGAGAUAGGAGAAUCCGGUGCUAUACAAUCUAUUCUAAGGUUAUUGCCAGAUUCUGAUAAUGGUUUUCGGAUAGUUAUGAUAAAAUGUUUGUGGAUUCUUGUCAAUUUUGGCAGUAUGAAUCGCGAGAUAGUAGCUAGAAAUGGUGGACUGGAAAUUAUCAUCAAUAUGUUAAAUUUGCCCAUGGAUGCAACUAGGAGGUACUUGCUGGAGAUUCUGAGUGCAUUGACGCUGUUGAGAGAGGUUAGGAGGGUCCUUACCAGUUUAGGAGGUCUUCACUUUCUUGUUGAGGCUGCUAGGUGUGGUAGCAUGGUCUCUAGGGAAAGAGCUUGUCAAGCAAUGGGGUUGCUUGGGGUUACUAGACGUGCGAGGCGUAUGCUUGUUGAAUUAGGUGUUAUACCAGUGCUUGUUGAGUUGUUCCGAGAUGGGGAUAGUAGAACAAAACUUGUAGUGGGUAAUUCUCUUGGUGUGAUCUCUGCUCAUAUUGAUUACAUUAGGCCUGUUGCUCAAGCUGGGGCAAUUCCUUUAUAUGCUGAACUUCUUCGGGGACCUGAACCUAUUGGUAGGGAGAUUGCGGAGGAUGUGUUUUGUAUACUGGCUGUCGCAGAAGUGAAUGCAGUUGAGAUUGCUGAGCACUUGGUAGGGAUUCUUAGAGGAGGUGAUGAUGAAGCAAAGGCUGCAGCUGCUGAUGUUUUGUGGGGUCUCUCAAGUUACAAGCACUCUGUAUCUGUUGUGCGAAACUCGGGUGCAAUUCCACUUCUAGUUGAGCUUUUGAGAGAGGGAAAUAGUGAAGUUAGGGAAAAAGUGUCUGGGGCUAUUGCCCAAUUGAGUUAUGAUGAGGCAGAUCGUAUGGCACUCGCAAAUGCGGGAGUAAUCCCAUUUCUCAUUGAAUUGAUGCAUGAUGACUCUGAGGAACUGAGGGAUAAUGCUGCAGAGGCUGUUAUCAAUUUCUCUGAAGAUCCAUUGCACUGUGAUAGAAUAUCUGAAGCAAUUGAUAUUCCUGCUUUCCAAAAUAUGCGGAAUACGCUAAGUCAGAUUCGUGCUUCUGAUGAGCACAUGGUUAGGUCUUUGAGACGGAUGAGUAUUGACGAGCUUACUUGAGACCCAGAUCUUAUCUAAUUGUUCAAAUGGUAUCCCCUAUAAUCUCAACUCUUUAUGGAUUUUGUACAUAGUAGCAAUGUGUAUGCUUUUCUUUGUACCUUUGUUUUUCUUCCUUUCUUAUCUUUUUCAAAGAGCUAGUGGCUUGUUUGCGUAUUGACGUUCAAACUGCUAGGGUAUGUAUUUGCUGCCCUGUGGGUUCAAAAC